GGUGCGAGAGAACGAGUUAAACUAGAGGAAGGUGGAAAGGAAACGUGAAACGCCUUGACAACAAUCUCUCCAGUUUGCGUGAUUAGAUUGGAGAGAACUGUUUCCCCCUCAACUACUUUUCUUUAAGGAUUUGCUUUGAUACGUCUGCCUUGUCCCUUCCACUUUCUCAGAGGCUGAAACCACUGAACAAGAUCCGAAAGGAACGUCACGCUGGCGGAAAGAAAAUCACCCUUCACAGAUUUCUGUGGCGAAAAGUGGAUUGUUCAGUUGUUUUUAGGAUAUUUAUGACUUCCGAGGGAAGUUUAAAAAGAUAUAUAUUAAAAAAAAGCUAUUGGAGCAUUGCACCAGACAGACGCUGUGAUUUUUGACAACGGUCCAACCUGCCGUGUGCGUUUUGCUAUGGAUGGAAUGUCGUGACCAGAACAUCGGAAUCCGACGUAACUCCAAAGGAAUCGUGUCUGUAUCCAGUCGAUCUUAUUAACUCUCAAUAGCCUAUAGACUUAUCGAUCGGAUCCUGCGGUUUGGUUUGAAUAUCGGAUCAAUAUAAGUUAUAUUGCGUAUCACUGAGGAGGAGAGGAUGAGCGGGGGAGCGGACGUGGUGUGCGCCGGAUGGCUGAGGAAGUCACCGCCGGAGAAGAAGUUACGGCGCUAUGCGUGGAAGAGGCGUUGGUUUGUUCUGAGGAGUGGUCGACUGACCGGAGACCCUGACGUCCUAGAAUACUACAAACAUGACCACGCACGCAAACCCAUACGCAUCAUCAACAUGAGCCUCUGUGAACAGGUGGAUGCAGGCCUAACCUUUAAUAAAAAGGAUUUGGACAGUAGCUAUGUGUUUGACGUGCGGACUGUGGAGAGGGUAUUCUACCUGGUGGCCGACAGUGAGGAGGACAUGAACACAUGGGUCAGGUGUAUCUGUGACCUGUGUGGAUUCAACCCUACUGACCAUGAUAGACCCACAGUCACCGCCCAAACCCCUACAGUCACAGUCACCACAGGCCACGCCCCCGUCUCCACGGCGACCACCGUCAUGGCCCCGCCUCGCCUGGAAUCAGUUAGCAGUCAGGAGGACGGAACAGAGUACCUGUGGCUGUCACACUGCCAGAGCAAGACACCACACAGGCCUCCAGGUAGUUCCUACCCCUCCACCUCCUCUAACACAACAGACUACAAUGAAAACACUCUCCCAUCCCACUGGCCUCCUCCCUCCUCUUCCUCCCCCUCCUCCCUCGCUAAAGACCUCCCCCAUCACCCCCACACCGGCCCCUGGGCCGUCACCACGGAGACCAACACUUUUAGCCAAUCGCAGGACAGCGUGUUAACCCCUGAACUCCAUAGGGGCUGGACUAGGGGUCACCCGUCCCCCCACCCGAGAAAACACUCCCUCCAGCUGCAGGCUGUGUCUCUCCCUCCCAUCUGUCAUGACAUGGUCUUCAACACAGGGAUAAGCACUAUAAACACUCAAUCACACAGUUUGAAUUCUAAUAGCAACACAACUUACCAGGUACCCUCCUCUACUCCUACCGCAAGCUCACCCACACCAGGUCAGGGUGACUCCUUCACCCCUCCACCACGCCCCCCCAAGCCCCUGGUCUCUGCCCCAGCCGAGGUGUCUUCUCUGGCCACUCUGUCGGCCUCACUCCUCCGGUCUGCUUCGGAACCAGAGAGGAGCUAUGGAGGAGGAAGAGGUAGAGCAGGAGAAGGACAGGGAGGAAGGGGAGAAAGAGGCAACAAUCCCAGAGCACCUCGUUGUAACACUAUAGCCACCUCAGGCUAUACACACACAGGCACAGGUUCCCAGCAGAGCUAUGCUGUACCAAGGUCCUUCUCUGACCAGACCAGAGACAUCAUGUCUGAUCAGACCAGAGACAGCAUGUUUGAGUCUAGCGACAGCUUCAACAGCUACUUUAUGAAUAAAGGCAUGGUACCAUUAAGUGGAAUGUGUCCAGGAAAGGGAGAUAUCGAUGAGAACUAUGUUCCCAUGAACGCUACCGACACCUCCCUCAUCUCCCUACCUCCUCCCUGCUCCCUACCUCCCCACUCCUUCCCCGACCCCACCUCCCAGGACCCUAACUAUGUCACUAUGACCCCAUGCCCUGGAGAAUUGCCUUCUCUGGGGAGACAGGUACCCCCGCCUGCACACCUGGGGUUCCGCUCCUCCCCCCACAACCCCCACACACGCCCAUCUCGCAGACACACCACCGGAGGUGGAGCGGGAGACGCCCAACCACCACCCAUUCACCGCAACCUCAAACCCCGGAAAGUUAAACCCACCCCUCUGGACAUAACACCUCUGCAGGAGUGGGAGGAGCUACCGGCACCUGUACGAUCACCUGUCACCAGAACCUUCACCCGAGAUCCGUCCGGCUGCUACACGUGUCCGUCCGAUAGACCCUCCACCUGCCAAAGCUCUGCCUCCAGCUCAGACUCGGACGACCCAGACGACAAUUACGUUGCCAUGACAACCUCCAACAUAGCCCUCGCCGCCGUCGUGUCGACCCUGCGUGGGAACAACCCCAUGGUCUUACGGAGGUCUAGAGGGGACAAACAGGUUGAGUACCUGGAUCUGGACUUACACACUGGUAGAGUGGCCACACCCCCACGACAGAAAAAGAGUGUGUUGGGUGGCUCGAUGGGUUCGGGCGAAGGUGAGCGUGCACGUGAGCGUGAAGGUGAGCGUGCACGUGAGCGUGUGGACUAUGUGGUCGUUGAUCCUGAGAGAACCAGAGCUCUGAAAAGUACCAGGGAGGCGUGGCACGACGGGAGACAGUCUACUGAGAAGGACAAAUAACACACACGCACACACACACUGAACAGACACACUAAACAGACACACACUGAACAGAUACACACACUAAACAGACACACACUGAACAGAUACACACACUAAACAGACACACACUGAACAGAUACACACACUAAACAGACGCACACUGAACAGAUACACACUGAACAGAUACACACUGAACAGAUACACACUGAACAGAUACACACUGAACACACACACACUGAACAGACACACACUGAACACACACACACUGAACACACACACACUGAACACACACACUGAACAGACACACACUGAACAGAUACACACACUGAACAGACACACACUGAACAGAUACACACACUGAACAGACACACACACUGAACAGACACACUGAACAGAUACACACACUGAACACACACACACUGAACAGACACACACUGAACACACACACACUGAACACACACACUGAACAGAUACACACUGAACAGAUACACACUGAACAGACACACACUGAACAGAUACACACUGAACACACACACACUGAACAGACACACACACUGAACAGACACACUGAUCAGAUACACACACACGGAAAACUACAGAGUGAGAACCCCACUAAAUGACCCAAAUGACCACUAUAUACACUCACAGCUUUGCCAACACACACACACACACCUCUCCAAGUGGACCCGGCUCCACGAGGAGGUAAAAGGGGGCUCAGCCCCCCCUCAGGAUUAGUUGUAUGUCCUUUAUAUAAAAAUAGUAAGAAAGUUCAAAUGAUUGAGUGACAGGUUGGACACAAAAUGUAUAAUCUGUCAUCUGCUUCAGUCUGUCAUUCAGA
Messenger RNA from Oncorhynchus masou masou (cherry salmon), 3608 nucleotides. Its product is annotated as GRB2-associated-binding protein 1-like. Lineage: Eukaryota; Metazoa; Chordata; Actinopteri; Salmoniformes; Salmonidae. The record is from RefSeq and is a predicted model, not a curated record. The transcript has 13 exons. Gene Ontology annotation, cellular component: cytoplasm. Bases 578 to 2788 code for a protein of 736 amino acids. Gene Ontology annotation, molecular function: signaling adaptor activity. Gene Ontology annotation, biological process: signal transduction.